Capronia epimyces CBS 606.96 is the source of this 1593-nucleotide messenger RNA. RefSeq lists its product as uncharacterized. Gene Ontology annotation, cellular component: replication fork protection complex; nucleus. The coding region runs from base 1 to 1593 and encodes 530 amino acids. The transcript has 2 exons. Gene Ontology annotation, biological process: DNA damage response; replication fork processing; replication fork arrest. NCBI's taxonomy places the organism in Eukaryota, Fungi, Ascomycota, Eurotiomycetes, Chaetothyriales, Herpotrichiellaceae. Gene Ontology annotation, molecular function: DNA binding. The record is from RefSeq and is a predicted model, not a curated record.
AUGGCAGCCGACCCUCUGACUUCAGCCACCGUUGAUGACCUCUUUAACUUCGACUCGACCGACGACGAAGAUCCGUUCAAGGACAAGCCGUCGAGCAAGGGCCGCGAUGACAAGACUACCCUGAGUCCUCGUCCCGUGAAGCGGAAGGCUGGAGACGACAGCGGCUUUGGUGAUGACCUCGGCUUGGACGAGGAAGUUAAGAUAACCAAGAAGAGAAAGCCUAUUGCUAAACUCGAUGAAGCGAGGCUCCUCUCCGCCCAGGGAAUACCCAAACUGCGCGCCCUCGCGCUGUCGGGGAAGUUCUCCAAGAAACUGCAUCUCAAGGGCAAAGGGCACGAGUUCUCAGACGUGGCUCGCCUCCUGAACUACUACCAACUUUGGCUGGACAAUUUGUACCCGCGGGCCAAGUUCGCAGAUGGGUUGCAGUUGAUUGAGAAAGUCGGCCAUAGUAAGCGUAUGCAAAUGAUGAGGAAGGAGUGGAUCGAUGAAGGGAAGCCGGGCUACAUCAAGGAUAGGCGACGACAGAAGCUGGACGAGGAGAGAGAGAUCAACGAUCUGUAUGGCGAUGACAAGGCCAUGAACAAGCACAACUCCGGCACUGCUGAUGGCGACGACUCUCUAUUUAUUCCUGACCCGGACGCCAGCCACAAGCUGGCCGAGAAUCAGAAUGACAUGCCUGAGGACGACGACCUUGAUGCACUUCUGGCCGAGCAAGAGACAUCCACUACACAGCGCCCUUCAUUUAGACCACAGACAGCAAAGGACAUUGACUCUGAAGGCGACGAUGAUCUCGACGCUUUACUUGCCGAGCAAGAGACCCGACGAGCCCCGACGUCGGCAGUCCCGGUGGCCUCGAACCCUAUCUCUAAGCCUAAAACCUCACCUUUUGAUGAUGACGACGACGACGAGGAAGACAUGGACGAUCUCGAUGCUCUCCUUGCCGAGCAAGAAGCGCGUGUGAUGUCCAAUACUGCCCACUCCCGACCCGGGACUCAGCCAACAACGGCAGCGCCCAACAAGGCUGGCAGUACUCCUGACGAAGACGAAGCGGAAGCGUUACUCAACGAUGAUGACGAUGACGACCUCGAUGCUCUCCUGGCUGAGCAAGAGGCCCGCCAAGCAGAAAGCCCUAGACCACCACGCUCAAACCUCUCUGGAGCGAGAAUUCCUCUUGUGGCUGCAGAUGGCGAGCCAGAUGUUGAGGCCAAUGGAGACGAUAUGUUUUCUUCAUCACCCGUGCGGAACACGGCAACUCCUGCUCUAGUAGUCGGACGAGAAUAUCAACAGUCUGGGAUUCAGGCUUCCGCCACGGCAAGUGACGAUGAUGCCGCACGAGAGACCAUAAACGGAGAAGUUGAGGACGAGGGGCAUGACACGGCACAGCCACAGCAAGCAAUCGCAAAUGCAAUGGUCGAUGCUGGGGAGCAGGACGGCCAGGAGGAACGAGGCGAGCGAGGACCGCAACCGCCGGAGCACGAGGAGCAAGACAAAGAGGAAGCCCAAGCCCAAGCCGAAGAAGAGGAAGAGGAGGAGGAAGAAGAAGCUCUAGAAGCAGGCGACAUGUUCUCAUCUUCCCCUGUCCAGAAUGAUUGA